This is a messenger RNA of Ctenopharyngodon idella (grass carp), 1107 nucleotides long. Its product is annotated as trace amine-associated receptor 13c-like. Gene Ontology annotation, cellular component: membrane. Bases 16 to 1029 code for a protein of 337 amino acids. The transcript has a single exon. The record is from RefSeq and is a predicted model, not a curated record. Gene Ontology annotation, biological process: G protein-coupled receptor signaling pathway. Lineage: Eukaryota; Metazoa; Chordata; Actinopteri; Cypriniformes; Xenocyprididae. Gene Ontology annotation, molecular function: trace-amine receptor activity.
GGAGGAGACUCACUCAUGGCCUAUGAGACAGAGGAUCAUGAGACUCAAUACUGCUUUCCUGCCAUCAACUCAUCAUGUAUCAAGGGAAAACGCUCCAGAUAUGAAUACAGUUUCAUGUAUGUGUUUUUUUCAUUGCUGUCAGCAUGGACUGUGUUUCUGAACCUGCUGGUGAUCAUCUCCAUCUCUCACUUCAAGAAGCUUCACACUCCAACCAACCUGAUUAUUCUCUCUCUGGCUGUGGCCGACCUGCUUGUUGGACUUAUUGUGAUGCCUGUGGAUGCCAUUAAGCUGACUGAAACAUGCUGGUUCUUUGGAGACACUUUGUGUGACCUGUUUAUGAUAAUUAUGGGUCUGGUCCUCUCAACAUCUAUUUGUAAUUUACUUUUAAUUGCUAUUGAUCGUUAUGUGGCUGUGUGUCACCCUUUGCUGUACCCACAGAAAAUAACCACAACUAAAACCUUAAUAAGCAUCUGUUUUUGCUGGGUUUUCUCUUUUGUCUACAAUACUGUCUAUCUGAUUAGUUUCAGAUAUUUUGAAAGUUCACAAAGAACAGACACAUGCUAUGGAAAGUGCUAUUUAAUAAUAGAUUUUUCAUGGACAGUCGUUGACGUGUUCAUUUCUUUCUUGUUUCCUUUGACUGUGAUCAUAACUUUAUAUUUGAGGAUAUUUUAUGUCGCACAUCAGCAAGUGAAAGUUAUAAACUCUCUGAUGAAGGGCGGUAAAUGUGUAAAGGAAGGUUCAGUGAGGAGGAAAUCAGAGAGCAAAGCUGCUCUGACAUUAGGAAUUAUUGUGACAGCUUAUCUGCUGUGCUUUAUUCCAUACUAUAUCUUGUCUUUAACAAGUAGUACAAUAACCUCUUCUGCUGCAAUAACAUUUCUAAUAUGGACUAUAUAUGCUAACUCAGGCAUGAAUCCUGUUGUCUAUGCUUUAUUUUACCGCUGGUUUAAAAUAUCAGUUAAACACAUCUUAACUCUUAAAAUAUUGAAGCCAGCAUCCUCUCUCUCAGAUAUAUUUACAGAUUGUUCAUGAUUUGUGUAGAAUUUUUUUUUUUUUUUUUGAUAAAGCACAAACUCAUGUAGUAGAUGUUAUCUCAGUUUGUAAACUGAA